AUGGAGGCCUGUAAAAGUGCAGACGUUCUUCCGCAAGACGCAGUAUCGACGCUACUUUAUCGUACAGGAGCUAGAGCAGCCGGAGCAGCCGGAGCAGCCAGAGCAGCAGCAGCAGCAGCAGCCAGAGCAGCAGCAGCAGCAGCAGCAGCAGCAGCAGGAGGAGGAGAGGAGGAGGAGGAGGAGGAGCAGAAGAGCUAUCAGCAGCGGCUAGCCUAUCUAUCAUGCGAGUGCGGCGCUAUUGAGCGCAAGGAUCGCGAGAAUAUAGAGCGUAUAGCUGAAGAAGCUGAUGCCAAAGACCGUACGGGCUGGUUCAAGCGGACGCAGUGGGACGAGCACCUACAGGCCUACCCAGACUGGCAGCUACUAUCGUACGCUAUACGCCUCCCAACAGCGGAGGAGCCGCAGCUACAGCGCGUUGUACAGCUUGUAGAAGGGCUAGUAGAGGAAGCCGUACAGGGGCUUAGCACGCUACCUCAAGAUACGCUACGUUGGCUGCGCAGUGCAAAGCUUCAAGAGCCUAACGUCCGGCCGUUCAGCCUAGCUGUUGAGCAGACGCCAGCAGUGCCAGCAGCACCAGCAGUGCCAGCAGCACCAACAGUGCCAGCAGCAUCAGCAGCACCAGCAGUGCCCGAGCUCGCCGGCAUCGCUCGUCUCUUCCCAUAG
Bipolaris sorokiniana ND90Pr is the source of this 663-nucleotide messenger RNA. RefSeq lists its product as uncharacterized. Bases 1 to 663 code for a protein of 220 amino acids. Lineage: Eukaryota; Fungi; Ascomycota; Dothideomycetes; Pleosporales; Pleosporaceae. The record is from RefSeq and is a predicted model, not a curated record. The transcript has 2 exons.